Sander lucioperca (pikeperch) is the source of this 2567-nucleotide messenger RNA. Its product is annotated as UDP-glucuronosyltransferase 2A1-like. Lineage: Eukaryota; Metazoa; Chordata; Actinopteri; Perciformes; Percidae. Gene Ontology annotation, molecular function: UDP-glycosyltransferase activity. The record is from RefSeq and is a predicted model, not a curated record. The transcript has 6 exons. Bases 138 to 1736 code for a protein of 532 amino acids.
GUUACAUAAUACUCCAUGCGGCACAAAGGGGAGUUACGAGCCAGAGUUCAGCAUCAUUAGUUAAUGAUUAUUUUUUUAAGAGCACCUUUGAAAAUGAAUCCGGCCACAGCAUGCUUUUGUCUUGACAAACAGGCACCAUGAAGUUGGGGCAGCGUCUCUCUGUUUGUGUCCUGCUGCUACUUUGCGUGAUAUGGGGAGCAAAUGGAGGGAACAUUUUGGUCUGGUACACUGAAGGCAGCCACUGGAUUAACAUGAAGCCUGUGCUGGAGACGCUGAUCGACAGGGGACACCAGGUGACGGUUCUGGUGCCGAGCACAUCGCUGUUCAUGAACACUAGUGAGCCUUCUCGCUUUGGCUACGAACCCUUCAAUGUCACUGUCAAAAAAGAGAACAUGGAGGGCAUCCUAAAUGACUUCAUUCGCUUCUCCAUGUAUGAAAUGGAUCAAAUGAGCUACUUGCAGUUAUACAUAAGAUACAUGGAUCUGAUGAAGGUCAACCUGCAGUAUUCUUUGAAAUAUUUGGACGGUGUGCUAAAAUCAGAAACCAUCAUGAAGAAGCUGAAGGAGGGAAAAUAUGACCUUCUCCUGGCUGACCCAAUCUACCCUGGCAGUGACUUAUUAGCAGAUAUUUUGGGCAUCCCCCUGGUCUUCACCCUGCGCUUUUCCCUAGCCAAUAACUGGGAGAGACACUGUGGUCAGCAACCCGCUCCACCUUCCUUUGUCCCUGGCGCUAUGAGCAAACUGACUGACAAAAUGGACUUCUCAGAGAGAGUGUGGAACUUUCUCUUCUACGCACUGCAGGACAUCGUGAUUGAUGAUGUUAUUUGGAAAGAAGUAGAUAAAUAUUACUCUGAGGUCAAAGGAACACCCACCAGUGCCUGUGAGAUGAUGGGUAGAGCAGACAUCUGGUUAAUACGAACCUACUGGGAUUUUGAAUUCCCUCGUCCUUUACUCCCUAACUUCAAAUAUGUUGGCGGGAUCCACUGCAGACCUGCUAAACCUUUACCAGAGGAUAUGGAGGAGUUUGUGCAGACUUCUGGAGACGCUGGCAUUGUGGUCUUUACUUUGGGAUCAUUCAUCAAGAACAUCACCACAGAGAAGGGAAACAUGAUAGCCUCAGCCCUCGCUCAGAUCCCACAAAAGGUGCUGUGGAGAUACAGUGGAGAAAAACCAGCAACUCUGGGUGCCAACACCAGAAUAUAUGACUGGAUCCCUCAGAAUGACCUACUGGGUCACCCCAAGACCAGAGCUUUCAUCACCCAUGGUGGCACAAAUGGGAUUUACGAGGCCAUCUACCACGGUGUUCCCAUGGUGGGCAUCCCCAUGUUUGCUGACCAGCCAGACAACAUGGUCCAUAUUAAGGCUAAGGGAGCUGGAAUUAUAGUGGACUUCAACUUCAUGAAGACUGAGGACCUUAGAGAUGCAAUCAAUGCUGUCAUCAGUGAGAAAUCGUACAAGGACAAUGUAAUGCAGCUGUCCAGUAUCCACCACGACAGACCAAUGAGUGCUCGAGAUGAGGCAGUAUUCUGGAUCGAGUACACCAUGAGAAACAAAGGGGCCAAGCACCUGCGGGUUCAGGCCCAUGAGCUCACCUGGUACCAGUAUCACAGCCUGGAUGUCCUGGCCUUCCUCCUCGCCGUCGUUCUGUUCAUCUUACUUCUCUUCAUCAAGACCUGCACAUUCUGCUUCCAGAGGUGCUGCGGCAGAAAGGGAAAGACAAAGAGAAAGGCGGAGUAACUGACUGAAUAGAAAUGUUGUGCCACCUGGUUGUCGUGUUGGUCUAAAUAAUGUAAUGUAACCACAACGCCCUGGACUGUAACUUGUGGCUUGGGACCAACAAUUGUCACUACUACUAAUUUGAGCAAAUGAAUAAAAAGUUAAACAAAAUGUGUCUUCAUGUAAAACUCCAAACAACGUACCGUAUGCAAGGUGUUGUUUCACUUGUUUUGUCAACAUGAACUCAGGUUCAGUCAGCCUAGCCUGAAAAACUGAAGUUAAAACAUUGUUAGCCUCUACAUGGACAAUUACUAUAUAUUUACAUUUCAUUAUGUGUGAAUUCUUAAUUUGUUCUUUUGUGUAUCCUUUUUCACGGCAUACAUGUUAACAUGUCAUAGUAGGAAAAGCACAGGUGUAUUCAAAACCAUUAAUGAUGGCUGCAAUCCACUUAGGAGAGGCCCUGGUAUUGUGCAUGCUGACUCACUGAAAUAGCUUACUGGGACACUUAAUGGAAUUGAGCCAUCGUUAAGGUUAUCAAUUUCAGCUGUGCUUUUCCUACUAUGACAAGUCAAAGUGUCUGCUGUGAAAGAGGUCAUAACUGCACCUGAGGCCAAUCAGACAUUAAACACUGAAUGUUCAUUGGUUGGUGUAGUCGGAAAAAUAAAAUAAAAUAAAAAACACACACACACACAAAGGGAUUUCAUUAUGUGCCUUUACUUGGAUAAUACUUUUGACACCCCACCCCUUCAGGUUUUCACAAAUAUGUAUACAGUAAUGGAAACAUGGGCUGUAAAUCAAAAUUUAACAUACAGAAAAUACUGUAUUAACAUAAAUUAGGUAAUUUAAUCAAAU